Molecule: messenger RNA, 1064 nt
Organism: Acyrthosiphon pisum (pea aphid)
Lineage: Eukaryota; Metazoa; Arthropoda; Insecta; Hemiptera; Aphididae
Product: RWD domain-containing protein 1
Molecular function (GO): protein binding
Source: RefSeq, marked provisional
AGGAUCGGACGUGAAACGAACCACAUUUCACGAGUCACGUUUAUGAUAAACUAUAAAGUAAUAUUAUUAGUAAAGUAAGGUCUUAUUAAUAGUUCAAAUAUUAAAAUAAGUCAGUUUAAUUUUAAUGGUUAUAGUGAGAAGAUGGACUAUAAAGAAGAGCAACAGAACGAAAUUGAUGCAUUGGACUCCAUAUACUGUGGUGAAAUGAUAAUUUCAGGCUCAGAUCCUUAUUAUCAAUUCGAAAUCCCAGUUAAAUCAGACGAGUUCGAUAGUGUUCAGCAUGAUAUUGGCCUAUCAUGUUGCUUAAAAUUUGAGUAUGUUGAAAAAUAUCCUGAUGAUCCACCUAUUGUAGAAAUUGAAGAUGUUGUCGGUUUUGAAGAACAAGAAGACGAGCUAAAAGAGUAUUUAAUACAACAAGCUCAGGAUAAUGUUGGGAUGGUGAUGAUAUUUACUUUAGUAUCGGCAGCACAAGAAUGGAUGAAUAACUAUUCAGAUAGUGAAAAACAAAGAAAAAUAGACGAUGAUGAUAAAAGACGCGAAAAAGAAAUGGAAGCCGAAUUAAAACGUUUUGAAGGCACCAAAGUUACAGUUGAAUCAUUUUUACGAUGGAAGUUCAACUUUGAAGAAGACAUGGGAGUUUUAAAGAAACGAAAUGAAGAGGAAAAAAAUAAAAAACUUACUGGACGUGAAUUAUUUAUGACUGAUAAAUCACUUAAUGAAUCAGACUUAAAAUUCUUAGAAGAAGGAGAUUCGGUGAAAGUUGAUGAAUCAUUAUUUGAAGAAAUAGAUGAUCUGGAUAUUGGUGAUGCUGGAAGUUCUGAUGAUAGUUGAACAUUGUUUAAGAAUAUAUGUGUAAAACUCAAAUUGUAAAUAUAAAAUUCUUAAAAAGAAAAAUAUUAUUAAGUAUAAGGUAUAUUAUUAUAAUAUUUAAUAUUGUCGAAUUAAUUCAAUAUUUGCAUGUUGAAAAUUCUAAAUCGAAAUAUAUAUUAAUUGUUUUAUGAAUGUAAUCCCUUGAAUCAUAUAUCAAUUAAUUAAUAAAUAUGUUUUAUUUUUAUAACAAGAAA